Molecule: messenger RNA, 1385 nt
Organism: Dioscorea cayenensis subsp. rotundata (Guinea yam)
Lineage: Eukaryota; Viridiplantae; Streptophyta; Magnoliopsida; Dioscoreales; Dioscoreaceae
Product: protein NRT1/ PTR FAMILY 2.3-like
Exons: 4
Coding region: 23-1366 (447 amino acids)
Biological process (GO): transmembrane transport
Cellular component (GO): plasma membrane
Molecular function (GO): transmembrane transporter activity
Source: RefSeq, a predicted model, not a curated record
CAACCUCUUGAAAUGUAACUAAAUGUCCUCCCUCUGUCUCCUCUGUCUCCCUCCAUUGUUUCACCUUUCAAGUCUCUCUCUCUCUCUCUUUCUUUCUCCCUCCUCCAUGAUUCCACCAAGAGAAGAAAUGGAGGAAGAGGGAGAAGAAGAGGUUGCAAUCCACGACGGUGAAUCUCAACUCCAAGGCAAACGUGGUGGCUGGAUCACCUUCCCCUUCAUCUCAGGGAACAUCUUUUGGUUAUCAAUUGCGCUCAGUGGUGCGGUGAACAACAUCAUAGUGUACCUCAUCCAGCACUUCAACGUCAAGCCUAUUGAUGCUGCUCAAAUCUCCGGCAUCAUCAAUGGCUGCACCAGCGUCGCCCCACUCUUCGGUGCCAUACUCUCUGACUCUUACUUCGGCUCUUACCGUGUCGUCGUUUACUCUUCCAUCAUCUCACUCAUUUCGAUGAUCAUGUUCACGCUGACAGCCACCGUACCUGGGCUCCAGCCGCCACGAUGUGCUCCUGGAGGGAGCGACUGCAAGCCGGCAUCAUCAGGGCAGCUGGCUGUUCUCUAUGGGGCCGUCGCAUUGAUGUCAAUAGGCACGGGAGGAACACGGUUUAACAGUAUGGCAAUGGGGGCUAACCAGUUCGAUGAACCCCGGGAUCAGAAUGUGUUCUUUAACUGGUAUCUGGUGUUGCUCUCAAUCUCCUCAAUCAUUGGAGCGACCGUGAUCGUCUACAUUGAAGACAGUGUGAGUUGGACUAUGGGAUUCAGCAUAUGCACAGCAGCGAGUGCCGUGGCUGUGGCCACUCUUCUUCUUGGCUCCCGAUACUACCGGCAGACCAGGAUAAAGGGCAGUCCAUUCACCAGCAUGGCUCAAGUUGUCAUCGCGGCAUUGAAGAAGAGGAAGCUAGCCCCAGCCAAAGACAGCUCUGCAUAUUAUCAGGCAAAAAGCAAUAGUGCGCAUCCGGUUUCACCUGCGCUUCCUACAAAUUUCUUCAGCUUCUUGAACAAAGCUGCAUUGGUCACUGAAAGGGAUGGCAAUGCCGAUGGCUCUGUUGCGAAGAAAUGGAGACUCUGUACAGUACAACAAGUGGAAGAUCUCAAGACUUUGAUCAAAAUCAUACCAUUGUGGACUUCCACCAUCUUCAUUACCGUGUGCAUUGCCAUCCAGAUGAACCUCUCAAUCCUUCAGGGUCUUACCAUGAACCGCAGACUCAGCGCCAGAUUCUCCAUCCCACCCUGCAUCACUGAUAGUCAUCGCCCUUGCUGCCAAUGCUGUCGCACUGUCCCUCCUCGAUCGCAUAAUCUACCCUGCAUUGCAAAAGCUAGCUGGCCUCAAUCCGACACCGCUCCAGCGUAUCGGCAUUGGUUGCCUGCUUAACGUGGUAAGUAUGAUGGCA